This is a messenger RNA of Acipenser ruthenus (sterlet), 2735 nucleotides long. RefSeq names its product biogenesis of lysosome-related organelles complex 1 subunit 4-like. The transcript is spliced from 5 exons. The record is from RefSeq and is a predicted model, not a curated record. The coding region runs from base 63 to 695 and encodes 210 amino acids. Lineage: Eukaryota; Metazoa; Chordata; Actinopteri; Acipenseriformes; Acipenseridae. Gene Ontology annotation, cellular component: BLOC-1 complex.
CCGUGAUUCGUCUGGUUCCCCACGUGAUUGAAAUCAGCUGACAGUAUAGAAGAACAUUAAAGAUGGAGCAACGGCUGGACGAAGAGGAGUUGGCAACCGAUGUGAGCAGAGACAGCGGUAAUGUUUCCCAGAGUGAGAGCAGCGGAUCAGUAAUUAGUGAAGGGUUGAGCAGCGGCAACAUCUCCCACAGUCACAGCUUCAGUGCGGCAGUCCCGCAGGGGGACGGGGAUCCAGACAGACUGCUGGAACGUACCGCAAAAAGCUACUCUUCGUACCUCAAAGCCAACGUAGGAGAGGACGUUGAAAGUCUAGAGAAGAGCCUGGAGGAAAUGCUUACCAGAGUGGACGAGUUUGUAGGAAUGCUUGACAUGAUUCGAAAUGAUACCUCUCAGGUUGUGAACGACAGUCUACCUCAAAUUCACAGAAAGUCUGAAGAAAUGAGAAAGAUAUAUACAAAAAUUGAUAAGCUGGAUGCAUUUGUUAAAAUGGUUGGUCAUAAUGUGACUGUGAUGGAGGAACAGGUGACACAAGCAGAAUCUGACCUUGGAACAUUUCCCAGUGCCUUCAAGAAGAUCUUUCGCACUAUUGCUGUCCCAGCGUUUCUUAAUAAAACAACCUCUAGACAGCAGCCACAGCAGGAGCCUCCCCCAGUGUUCAGGACAGAGGAUUACUUUUCAUCACACUCAGGACAGUAAGGAUGGAUCUGAGACCAGCAGCAUGUGUUUCUUCCAAGAGAUGGAUUGAUCAUCCUCUCCAGCCUAAGGCACUGAAAAUACUGGACUUGAGCCAUACCUAUGAAAGACAGGUGUUUCUUUCAAAGUCAUUGACUGCUUUCUUAAUCAACAGUUUUGGGGAUAUCGUCAGCACUUAUGAAAAACUGAGCUUAACAGAGCUAUACGAUAAGUGCAUUUUUUUAUAUAUGAUCUAAAGUAGCACUUGAGGACUUGGACCUCCUGCUGCACAUAAUCACUUUUUCUGUUUAAAUGCUACUACUAGACAGUAGACGUUUUUAGACACUAACAUGGAUACUAGAAGGUUUUAUAUAUUCAAAGGCUACAGUGUCUAACAUUUGUCUCUUUCAGUGACAAUGCAGUCAAAUACCAUUUUAAAAUGCAGCCUUUUUUAUGAAAAGCCAAGGGGGAUAAAAUCUAAAUACUGUAGUAAAUAUAUAAACUAGUCUCUACAAACCACAACAAAAAUGUACGUGACUUUUUUGUAUAAAAUUGUAUUUUGUAUUUGUUGGCAGUACAUAAAAGUAGGGCUGAACUUUUCAGUGUUUAUUUUUGAUGAGUUGCAAAGUGAAGUUAAACAAGCAACCCAAGUUGACUUGAAAGAAGUGUGUUCUCUAAAGGCGAGUGAUUUAUGAAGGUAUAUUGGGUACUCAUCAAUAUACACAAGUAAGAGCAGUGGCCCUACAUUGUGGGGUAUUUUGUAAUGUUACUUCAUUUAUUAUUUAAAUUCCAAAUGAAGCUGCCAUAACAUGUGUUGUCUCUUAAAAGACUUUAAAAUCAAAGCUGUUAUGCGGAACAUCUUUUUGGUUCUUUGGUACCUUUGUGCAGGAUUUUUGCAAUCUAGAUACAGUCAGUACUCAGUUAGACGACACUCAGAUACAUGCCAGUUGCAUUUUACCGUCCCUGUAUUAAGAAUAAAAUCAAUUCCCAUAUAUAUAUAUAUAUAUAUAUAUAUAUAUAUAUGCGCACUGAUACAAAGCCCAUCUCUUCAAUGUAGCAAUUUAUUUUAUCAUCUAUCACAGCCCAUGGUUUUUCUGUUGUCUUGUUUUUUUUCGCUUGUGCAAAUCAGUCCAUCUUUAUUGUGCAGCACUUCCUCCAGUUUAACCUGACAAAUGCAGCAACAACAAAGCUAAUGAGAAUCUGAUCUUUAGUUGCUUUUGAACUGUGACAUUAGGGCCUUAUCGAGCAGGAUAUAGUUCUGCAAUUUUGAAUAUUGACUUAGAUACUGUUAAUUACGGAUACUGUUUUUUUUCUUCUGAAUAUUUUGCUAAAUUGCAUUUACUGUGCUAUUUUGGAAAUUGUUUUUAUGUGUUAAAAUAGGGUUUUAUGACUCCUGCAGGAUUUCAUCAAUGGGAAGUGGCAGUCUUAAAUACAAACUUAACUAUGGAAUAUGUUGAUGGUAUGAAAAUGGCUUUAGAUUAUGUGGACUGUUAGAGUGAAUACAUCUGUGAUUUGCACAAGGUUAUCUUGAUUACUGUUCUUGGUAACAACAUACAUUUGCUCAAGAGCAUAUCUACAAUAUAAAAAAGUACUAAAUGCUUAAAAUUAUGAAGAAAAAAAAAAAGUUGUCCACAUUGUGCCUUCCAUCCAUGACUAGUUUCAAAAUGUAUGAAACACAACCUUUGCAGCUAUAAACAAAGAGAACCAGGCUUGGAAACUGAACUUAUUCCCUCACCUCAAAUUACAGGUAUUAAGAAAAUGCUGUAGAUCUUUUUCCCCACAUUCAAAAUCCGUUAACCGCAGUAUUUGUUGUUGAUUUGUUGUUGUUAUCAAUAAGCAAUACAGUAAUUUUGAAAGCGUAUAUAAAAAUAAAAAAAAUGAAUACACUUGUCUGGUUAUUAGUGAGGUCUGGUUAAUAUGAAUGUGCAUAUCCACAUCUCCAUAUACAGUAACAACAUUAACCAACUUUGUUGCAAACCUUGCAACUGUACAAGGUAGUCUCUACUGUAUGUAGUUAAGCAUCCCUGUAGAGGGAGCUUGUAUGAGUUUGUCAACCUGCCAUUA